AUGCAACUCACUAGCAAGCUUUCCCUCGCUCUCCUGGCCAUCUUGGCUACCGGUGGUGAGGCCAACCACCAGGCUAUCCACGCCCGCAAGUUCUUCCAUGGUCGAUCCUUGAACAUGACUGCCUCUUCGACCUCGACUAUCUUUGUCUUCCCAACUCCCGUGCCCUCUUCGUCCCCUGGUGUUCCUUCUUCCUCGAUCCCGGCCAACUCUCCCGUUGCUCCUGGAGCGCCUUCGUCCGUUGAGACCACGAGCUCCAUCCCUCUCAGCACGGGCGUGCCUGGAUCGAGUGAGUCUCAGCUCCCUGGUGGCGGCCAGGAUGUCACCCUGACCUACACCCUGGGCACUGGCACCACGAAGACAGUCGUGACCACUACUGUUCACCGGACUGCCACUAACACCCACACUGUUUCCGCGACCUCCUCGCCUGCUAUUGGCAGCGGUGAUAAGGGCACCACUUCCACCUCGACCGCCACUCUGAUCACCAUUCCCUCUUCUUCCGUUCCCAGCGGCUCUGCCGAGGGAGCUUGCACCCAGGCUACCGUCACCGUCACUGCCACUGCCACCGUCACUGUGACUGCUCCGGCCACUCCUACCCCCACCUCUGGUGACAAUGGGGAGGACGACGACGACGACGACGAUGACAACGACAACGACAACGACGAUGAUGGAGAGGGGGGCGAAGGUCCCUGUGAGACCAACGUCCCCCUUCCCCCCUACGGCAACGGCACCGCUCCCUACCCCAGCGGUGCUCCGAAGCCCACUGGCUUCAUAACCAGCAAGCUGCCCUACCCCACUAGCUACCGCCGCCACUACAACUAA
Aspergillus clavatus NRRL 1 is the source of this 819-nucleotide messenger RNA. RefSeq lists its product as uncharacterized. The record is from RefSeq and is a predicted model, not a curated record. The coding region runs from base 1 to 819 and encodes 272 amino acids. NCBI's taxonomy places the organism in Eukaryota, Fungi, Ascomycota, Eurotiomycetes, Eurotiales, Aspergillaceae. The transcript has 3 exons.